Priapulus caudatus is the source of this 1443-nucleotide messenger RNA. RefSeq lists its product as uncharacterized. The coding region runs from base 83 to 1060 and encodes 325 amino acids. Lineage: Eukaryota; Metazoa; Priapulida; Priapulimorpha; Priapulimorphida; Priapulidae. Gene Ontology annotation, molecular function: ubiquitin-protein transferase activity. The record is from RefSeq and is a predicted model, not a curated record. The transcript has 9 exons.
UGAAGGGCCGAAACAGAUUUAAAAAGUAGCAGCAACACUCUGCGAAACUUGCAUGCAGUGUCAGGAGAGUGUAUGAGUUGACAUGAUGCGGGAGCACUAUAGGACAAACCACAGUGCUGAACAUUAUGACUCUGAUGACGACGGCAGUCUACAAGAGCUACUUGAGCAACCUGCUCAAGUUAAUGUUGAAGGUCGCACACAUGGACUACGUCAGGCCACACCAAGCGAACAGCAGCAGGUUACUCCGGCCACUCCAAGUGGACCGCAGCAGACCGCUCUGGCCACUCCAAGUGAACUGCAUGCAGCAGACCGCUCCGGCCACUGCAAGUCAACUGCAUGCAGCAGGCCGCUCCGGCCACUCCAAGUGAACUGCAUGCAGCAGGCCGCUCCGACCACUCCAAGUGAACUGCAUGCAGCAGGCUCUCCAGCUGCACAGCUGCUGCACACACCUAGAGAGAUUCGUCGUCAGCGAGAAAUCGCUCGUGUCAAGCUGCGGCAGCACAAAGUUGCAGUCAUGCACUUCACUGACGAAGAUGCGUGGGAAGACAGCGACUGCGCCUACACCAUCUUUGUGUCUCGGCUUACAGUAGUCGAAGAUGCUUUCCGUUCUGGAACAACUCUUUCUUUUCGUGAGAAAAUUGCAUGGCCACUUGUUGUCUGCUUCAACACGGAGGUUAGGGUGGACCAGGGAGGCCCUCAGCGAGAAUUCCUCAGUCUCGUGCUGAAGACAAUUGAGACGAUAGUGAUGUCGCAGGUUGCGCAGGUUGACGUGGAGAAAUUUUUUGUUGCUGGAAUAUAUUGUGCUAUAUCAAUAGUGCAAGCCGAAAUCUGUCCACCGUUCGUGUUGACAGUUCAGCAAGCAGCAUCACACCAGUGGGCAAGGGAAUUUUUGGACGGCCUUGAAGCUUUGAAAGUUAACACACUUCUUGCUGAUAACGAUAUCGCGAGGCUCUUCACCCAUGCACCUCUGAGCGCUGCCAGAGUGAUUACACUGUUCCAGUGUGACUUCAGCCCAGUGGGCACAUCCCGCAGGUAUCAGGAGGACGGACAUGGCGUUUAGUCAAUUCACAAGAUUUGUUACAGCUCUCGAAGAAGGAAAAGAGUAGUAUCACCUGUCAGACAGGCAGAAAUUCUGUACAGGAGCAGGUGUUAUUCCUGUUGGUGGGUUGUCGUGUCGCAAAAUACCUGUCACAUUCACCAAUGGCCAACAACUGCCAGAUGUUAGAACCUGUGGCACACUGAUGGAACUGAAGCUUCCAAUGGCAGCGGAAUACAGUUCCUUCAUAAAUAAGUGGUUGGGGGCCCUGUCAUCUUUAACAGAUGGUUUCUGGGUGGUGUAAGUGAAAGUGUGCAAGCUUAGCAAUGCCCAGCUAUUCUGUACAACUGUAAACACGUGUGUGCGCGCGUGCGUGCGUGCGUGCGUGCGUGCGUGCGCGUGUGUGU